Sardina pilchardus (European sardine) is the source of this 3417-nucleotide messenger RNA. RefSeq names its product coiled-coil domain-containing protein 162-like. Lineage: Eukaryota; Metazoa; Chordata; Actinopteri; Clupeiformes; Clupeidae. The record is from RefSeq and is a predicted model, not a curated record. The transcript is spliced from 26 exons. Bases 117 to 3380 code for a protein of 1087 amino acids.
UUGAAAACCUGCAGGUGACCCUGGCAUGUCAGGUGACACAAAAGAAUACAUUAAUCAGUGCUAUCAAGCAAGCCUCACUUUGCUAUUGGGCAGAAGUUGCAGCCGAGUCACAGAAGAUGCAGGUGCAGCAUGAGAGCAGACGCCCACAGGACAGGAGCCCCUCCAGCGCAGCACCCAGAACAUGUGCAGCAGACUCAAGGCGCAGACUCGCACAGUCAUUUGUGUCCGUCCAGCUGGAGAAGACUCGGCCACGAGAUGAGAUGCUGAACGCCUUCAUCAAGCGGAGGGAGGCUACAGGAACCCUCCUGCAGAACACGGAUGAAGCAGCAAAGACCAAGAGGAAGCUGAUCCUAGAGUUCUGUUCCAAGCUCAGUGUGAGCAUGUCUCAGUGCUGUGUCAGGGCGCAGGUUGUUGCCCUGUACCACAGCCUCACAUUACUUUUGCGAGACUUUCCUGCCAUCUGCCAAACCCACUUCAUGAUGGGUAAGUCUAAUGAAGCCAAAUCAAACCAGGACUCAGAGAAGGCACUCACAACAGAUCCCAGAACGUUCCAGCAGCGUCCCAGAGCUCUGUUGUCAGCAGACGGAACUGCUGUUCUCAACCUGUGGUUCCUGCCACACUACACAGAGACUCUGCUCAUGUUCCGAGGCUUGGAGGAGAAGACGUGUCAAAGGGCGCUUCAGCACAUGUUGGAGAUCGCCUCUGCCCUUCAUGACCUUGUGUGUUACACCAUCAGCUUUGCUCGCUUGGGGAGUGCUGCCUCUCUCCUCAGCUCUGCCAGCCAAAGCACUCUGACAGCUGACUGGGGUGGGACUGAGAGCAUCAGUGCUGAGCUCUGGGACAUUCAGCAGCAGGUGGACUCUCUCUGUGACCCGCGCAGCCCGAAGGCCGUGGGACGUCUGCUCCACCUGCGCAGACAGGUGCUCUUCCUGCUCUUCGAUGCAGCCACACGUCACACAAUCAGAAAAACAUUCCUGUCCACUGGAAACACCGCAGCCUAUCACAGUGUGAAUGACAACAUGGGUCACGCCCUCCCCCUCUUGAGUGGCAGCUUGAGAGAAACUGACCAGAGCUACCAGCUGCCUCUGCCCCAGCCCCUGGAGUCAGGCAGCCCUCAGGCUCAAAGACUGUUUCCAUGGAGAUGGUUUAUGUUGUGCCACGGACUCCAUCCUUUAGAUGUUUGGGAUGUUCCACCCAUAGAGUUCUGCAUGCAGCUGUGUCUGAGUGGCCUAGGAGAGCGCAGCCGGCAGGUGGCCAAUGGGGAGCUGCUGGGCGUGUCCCUGCAACUGGAGGAGGUGCUGAGCAGUGGGCAGCCAGUGGGGCCUCUCCAGCUGGACACGACCGCACAGGCCACUGAUGAAGUGCAGAGAAAUAAAACUCAGGAGCCUGAAGAAUGUGUUGUGGCUGAGGCGGAUGGAGACUGCUCUGUGAGGAGACCCAGAGACAUCACCUUUGGCCUGCAGCAGCAGAGAGGCUUCCUGCUCCUGUGGAAGCAGCUGGAGACGCUGAAGGAGAUCUGGGGCCGCCACAGGCUGGGCGUCCAGCAGAUCCACAGCCCCACUCACUACCAGCACUUCACCACACUCUACAGACAGGAGAUCCAGUACCCCAGCAUGAGGGCUCUAGCGCAGCACUUGGGCUCGGAGCGGGAGUAUGAGGCUCUGUUGGUGGAUGGCCAGCCUCUGCCGCCCCCUGCUGGAGCCUGUGAGGCAGAGCUGAAGACUUGGGAGCUGCUGAGACUGCUGGAGAGCAUGGAGUGUGACAUGAUUAAGGCAGUACAAUGGAAGAUGGCCAAAGAGACGACCUUGCUCCUGGCAGAGAGAACACGGCAAGACACAGCCUUACCCACAGAUGUGUGGAAGAGAGGCCCCAUGAAGCACUGUCCGACACCAGAGAGGCCGCUGAUUGUGGAGAACUUUGUGCAUCAGCUGCUGUCUGGAGGCCAGAACUCUGAGGGGCAGGUGUCCUUCUCCCGUGCCCAUCUGCAGGAGUGUCUGAGUGCUCUGUCGCGCGACGUGAUUGGCCGCGAGCGGAGCAACUUCCUGUUCUACUCGCAGUUCUAUGAGCAUCUCCUGCAGCAGGAGACCAAGCUGCUCCACCAGCGGGAACAGGAUGUGAAGAACCUGGAGGAAUAUCACAUCCAGUCAAGUGACCCACUCACUAAGGCGUCUGCUCUGUGCCGGGGGCUGAUGGUGGAGACGACGGCCCUGAGGGCUCAGCUGGCCCAGGUGGAGGAGGAGCGCAACACCCUGCAGCAGCAGCUGAGGGCUCAGCACAGACAGCACCACGACGCCCUGGUGCAGCAGCUCCUCACCACCUGCCUCCAGCUCAAGUCACGACUGGAUGGUUACCACCAGAAGAUGGAGGAGGACGUGCUGCAGAUGGUGGGCAGAGCCCGACGGGAGGGUGUGGAGCGCAUCUCCAGGCUCCAGAAGAAGUAUGGCUCCUCCAGAGACCCUGAGGACCGAGCAGAAACUCUGGUUCAGAAAGAGGCACAGCAGGACCUUCUGAUCAAGAACUCCCAGCAGAGGGCUGCAAUGAGGAAGCUGCAGGCACUGGGUCAGUGGAGAGAGACUGUUGCUGUGAGAAAGCUACAGCGGGAGCUCCUCAGCACCAAACAGAGGGAGCUGCAGAGGCAGCUGGCCUACGUUAGCGUGCAGCUGGAGUCUGAGCAGCAGGGGGCGCUACUGCAGCAGGAGCUGGAGGUGCUGAGGGAGGCCAUGCAGCACAGCCAGAGGGAGGUGCACCGCGCCAGGAAGCAGCUCAGCCAAAAGAGCCAGCGUCUGCAGGAGGUGGAGCACGGCGGUGCCCAGGAGGAGCGCAUGCGCACGCAGCUGCACGGCUCUGGAGCGCUGGGGCUGCAGCGUCUGCAGGAGGAGGCCGAGGACAGAGAGAGGCUCAUACAGGAGCUCACCCAGCAGCUGCACACGGGACGCAGGCACAGCCAGCUACAGCUGCAGCACAGCAGCAAAGAACUGCAGCAGGUGAGGAGUAAGCUCCAGCAGGAGAGGGGUCUGAAGCAGGAGGCCUUUCAGCUGGUCAGUCAGCUGCAGAGGCAGGUCAGUACAGGGACAGCUCUCCCCAGCUGCACCUCCUCACCAGCUCUAGUUGCAGGCAGAAGCUCCAGGAGCUCCCCCAUCCUCUUCCUCAGAAGCUCCAGAGGAGCGCUCUCAGGUACAAUGACCAGAAACCUCAGGAGAGGCGACACAGAGGACAGCAGCACAGAGGCACUUCAGUCAGAUAACACAGACACAAAGAUGGUCUUCUCAAAGUCAAAACGGAGUCUCUCUCAACUGCGUCUGCUCUCCUCUGAGGCACUGUUACCAAACCUCACUGAUGGGCGGAGCAGCCCUCUCCUCCUCACCCUGCAGAGACCAUAGAUGGAUGUCUGCAUUCAAACGGCUGUUUAUAUUUCAC